AAUCGCCGCCAUUUUGACAUUUGUUUGGCUUUGUGUUUUUCAAUGCACAAAAUAUUGCUUAAAUUACGUGAUUAUCGAGAAGCGCAUCCACUUUUCUGUUACAAAAUAUUUUCAGCGAUGUGUCAAAUAAAUAAAACUGUACGCAUGAGUGAGAGGGUUAAAUGAUAAGCGGCGCACAAAUCAAUAAUUCAGCACCGCCGCUUUUUUUAUUUUUCGGGAUAGUUAUUCUGUGAUUAUUUUAGUAUUACAGCGAUUAUAUUGAUUAUGAAUGCAUGUUUUAUGGUUUUCGGCGUGUUUAAACUAAAUUUCGGUGAGAAAUAGUUCGUAAAAGUGUUUAUAUUUGUCCCGAUAAAAAGGCGCGAAGGCUGCCGCGCCGAUUUUUUUUUGGUGAACAAAAUUUUCGUGAUCAAGUGCGAAAUAUUUUGUACGCUUUCAAAGCGUAACUUACCUACGUUUGGAAAACACUAAUCGCAAUGUACAAAUAUAAACUGUUACAUCAUUUAAAUAUGUGGAGUAAGACUUAACUUUCUAAUGCUAUAGAGUUCAAAUUAAGCAUCUUCUUAAACUUGCGAUGCGGUUAAGAAGUAGAAAGAGGGAGCGACCGCUCUCAACGAGAAACAAACAGCGGGUAACAAAAUCCAAACAGAAGCAGUUAAAAACCAUCCUUAAAACCAAGUCAACUUGGAAAAAGAUCUUAAAAGCGGACAAUGGUCUGGUUUCCGGACCUCACCUGCAUUGCAUCACUAGAUCUCAAAAGAAUUUGGACUUAAAAACCAGGCCGGUAAGAACUAAAACCGCUAAAAGCAUGGAGAAACCAGUGGAAAAUAAGACCCGGGCCAAACCGAAAGAGGAACCGAAAAAACCCAUAUUCCAAACGGUUGUGAGAAGUUCUAAUAAAGAUAUAAUGUCUAUAAAACCGAAGACUCAAAACGAUAAGGUUUCAACGACGUCUAAGAGCAAACUUAAAGAUGUACGGACAACUAAAAGUGUUCAGUUAAGGCAGAGCUCGUUAAAUAGGGAGUUGAGAAAGACCGAGUCCGUAUCCUCAGCAUUGAGCUCUCCUCGUAAAACUAGGAGGAUGGAUAAGCCAGAUAAGUCAGCUUCGUUAAACAGUUCACCGAUACGUAAAAUAAGGCAGAUGGGUGUGCCUUCGUUAAAAUUGGGCAAGAUUGCCGUUAGUUCAACGAAUGAGAGCCCGAAGAAGAAGUUGAAAGCCAAAGCUCCAGUCGUGCCAGAACAAACCAACGGCUUCACGGAUGACAACGACAUUACAAUGUACGAACCACACACAACAACCUUUGUAGACUUUCCGAUACCAAAAACGGAAUCCGAUUCCGAAGUUGAGUCAUCAGAACUGUGUCUUCCCAAUGACUGUCUCAACGAUUUAAUGGCUAUUGCUGAAUGUGCAAGGCUAAUCACCAACGAUUUGCCAAAUAGAUUAUUAGCCAAUGAUUUACCAGCAAGGCUAUUGACCAACGAUUUGACCAAUGGUUUGGCCAGUGACGACGACGAUAUCAAUUUCCUAGCAGACAGAGCAGCUAAAGUCAUGACAACAGAUAGAGAUAGAGAAGAGAAGAAGAAGAAGUGUGAUAAGAAAUUGCAGAAGAGAAGAAAGUCUAGCAAUGAUCUGGAGAUGUAUCAGCCAACUUCUACGACUGAUGACUUGGAUUCGUGUGGCGACUUUUUGAAUUCCGCGGAGAAAUAUGUACAGCCGGAUUUCGUCUCAAUGUUAGAGCAGGACAGCUACGUCCGGGAUCCAGAGUGUGAAAUCUCAUCUACCUGUGGUGAUGCACAGGGCACAGCUAUAGAAAGUUUAGAAGCUCUCUCUGCUCGGAGCCCUAGUUCUGGUUUCCUUGCAGAGAUCAGCCAAAGCCUGGCUGCGGAAGCUGCUGGAUGGAGUGCAUCCGACGUCGUGGUGGACGAGAACUCUCUAAAUUGUCACGAUGAACCAACACCUGACAUAGAGGAGGAAGCGGCUGCAGUCAUAUCAUCGUGCAGCGUCCGGUCGGAUUGUGAACAGAUAUCGUCCUGGGCGGAUGCGUUUGAUCCAUAUUUGUUCAUCAAACAGCUACCCCCACUGGAGACGGUAGCAACGGGCGCGCUGCGGGCUCGAUACCCCGCGCUACCGCUCAAGACUAGGACCAGCCCCGACUUCAGUCUGGUGUUGGAUCUGGACGAGACGCUGGUGCACUGUUCCUUGCAAGAGCUUCCCGACGCGAGCUUCCACUUCCCAGUUCUCUUCCAGGACUGCCGGUAUACGGUCUUCGUACGAACGCGGCCGCAUUUCGCCGAGUUCCUUUCGCGGGUUUCGCGGCUCUACGAAGUGAUUCUUUUCACGGCGAGCAAGCGUGUGUAUGCAGAUCGACUCCUAAACCUUCUGGAUCCUGCACGACGGUGGAUUAAAUAUAGAUUAUUUCGUGAACACUGUUUGUUGGUGAACGGCAACUAUGUCAAAGAUCUAUCGAUCCUAGGGAGAGAUCUACGCAAAACUGUCAUCGUCGAUAACAGUCCGCAGGCCUUUGGGUAUCAACUGGAGAACGGUAUCCCCAUAGACAGUUGGUUCGUGGACCGCAGCGACAAUGAACUACUGAAACUACUGCCUUUCCUCGAACACUUGGCCACUAAAGACGACGUCCGGCCGUACAUCAGGGACAAAUACAAACUGUUCAGCUACCUUCCGCCCGACUAAGCGAGCUUAACUCACCAUCAUGACCAUUCGGACCGUACUAG
Molecule: messenger RNA, 2730 nt
Organism: Maniola jurtina (meadow brown)
Lineage: Eukaryota; Metazoa; Arthropoda; Insecta; Lepidoptera; Nymphalidae
Exons: 12
Coding region: 572-2689 (705 amino acids)
Molecular function (GO): phosphoprotein phosphatase activity
Source: RefSeq, a predicted model, not a curated record